AUGCCUAAGCGCAAGUAUGAUGGAGAUGUGCCUUCACAUCGCCAGCUGCGAGCCGCCUCUUUCUCGGAACGCUGUCAUCGCACUGUCGCGCAAAUCGCUACGGGCUCAAUUGGUAUACAUCGCGUCGCACCUCGACGUGCGAGCCUCCUUGGUCUGCCUCGAGAGAUACGGGAUCUCAUCUACUCCUACAUUCCGCACGAAAUAAGUUGCGUUCCCGAGAAACUGCAAUCACGUCGAGUUCGCUAUCCUCAUGAUGCCAGCCCAUACACCAACGACUCUCCCGCGCCAGCCAUGUACGAGGGUGUGUCGAUCGGGUCUCAAGUUGUUGACGAGCUCGCCCAGCUUUCGAGGGCGAAAAGUCGGCACAUUCAUCCUAUGUUCAGCAUUUGCCAGCAACUCAGAAAGGAGUAUCUCGAGUUCUUUCAUCGCCGCAACUUCCAAGCUCAACGAAUGCACUUCUUAGUCCGUGCAUUCAACUUCAAGACAGUCAUUCAGGUCAUCAAGAAAUGGCGCCCUGCGCAUGUUGUAAUCGAGCUUUGUGACGACUACUACUGGCAAGAAGGCGCCGAGCGCAAUCUUCGACAGUGGUAUCAAAGCUGCAGACCUUCGAGUCUCGCUCGGCUUGGCCAUGCUGAAAUCGAUGGCCACCACUUCAGGCUCACAUAUCAGCGUGAGCUGAGAUAUCACUCCCCAUCCCUCUUGGCGCGAGGAAGAAAACGUCAAUAUGAUAUGCUCCGAGACAUUUUGCGGCCUAAAGAUCUCUCACUGAUGGCGCAAACGCGUUCUGAAAGAAUCACUCGCCAAGCCAUAGUGAGACAUAUCGCUAAGGCUAUUGACUGGAUUGAUACGCACAACGGCAACAAGGUACAGGCAUGGAAAGGCUGUAUCAAAGCUGCUAGACGCGACGUCAAAAUUGCCAAGGAAAACAGCCCGUUCUCUGGACUCAUGAACACCAGCAAAUUGUUGGGCAGAAAGAGAGACUUCGAGGACAUGGAAGCAGGUGGUCGAGCUGAUCCACUAGAUGCAAAAAUGCGAGCUUUGGCUAAGAGAUGGGCAAUGCGCCAAGUUCAGCCAACCUUGACACAUGACCGUGCUGCUGAGGCAAGAGCAACCAGCGAGAUCUCGGGCAAUGCGAAGAGCAGAGAGUACCCUGCGAAACAGGUGAACGUUGAAACAGGGAAGAUCAUGGAGAUUCAGACCCAGAAGGACGCCAAGCUGGACAACAUGCUGGAAGAGCUGGGCAAAAUGAACCUGAAGGGUUCGGGAAGUGAACGAAUCGGUGCUGCUGGUACCGACGUGGCAGACGAGAUGGAAGUCGAGCCCAAGGAAGUGGUCAACGAGAAGGACUUGUUGGCUAUGGAUCUGAAGAUCGUGAUAGAGCAGAUGUCCAAGCUCAAGUUGUGCCCGACCAUUUUGCUUGCCGGAGACGUCCUCACUACGGGAUCCACUGCAACCACAAGACACCUUCGUCCCGGAAGACCAUCCUUAUGUCAUGCUGCAUUGCUUCGCACUCCAUACGCCAGAUGGGAAGGUCGCGGAUACUGGACCAAUUCUCUCCGCACGCCAGCUGGUGUCUUUGACACAUCGUUGCGGAGGAAGGAAGGUCUUCCUCCCGAAGCAAAGAUACCGCUGACCACAGAGUUCAAGGAAGUUGGUACCUGGUUACAACUGCCACAAGCAUCAAUCACGCCAUUCCUCUAUGUUACCGGAACACCGUUUGGAAUACCUUACCAAACGACAUCCGCAAUCGGCAACAUGGCUUCUGACGACGCUUCUUCGAAGGGCUCCCAGCAACCCAUCGAUGUUGCUGUAGAUAUGGUUGCUCUCGAGGCUCAGCGGUCUAACGCGACUGAAUCUACCAAGGCCACAGCAGACCCCAUAUUCGGAGAGGGCGAGAUCAACUAUAACAAU
This is a messenger RNA of Pseudocercospora fijiensis CIRAD86, 1911 nucleotides long. RefSeq lists its product as uncharacterized. The annotation marks the transcript as partial. The transcript has 6 exons. Lineage: Eukaryota; Fungi; Ascomycota; Dothideomycetes; Mycosphaerellales; Mycosphaerellaceae. The record is from RefSeq and is a predicted model, not a curated record.